Molecule: messenger RNA, 2230 nt
Organism: Phasianus colchicus (ring-necked pheasant)
Lineage: Eukaryota; Metazoa; Chordata; Aves; Galliformes; Phasianidae
Gene: SNU13
Product: small nuclear ribonucleoprotein 13
Biological process (GO): ribosome biogenesis
Cellular component (GO): ribonucleoprotein complex; nucleolus
Molecular function (GO): RNA binding
Source: RefSeq, a predicted model, not a curated record
GUGCCCUCAGUUCCGGCGGCGUGCGGCCCGCUGCGCGGAGGAGCGUUGGGCCCCGUGCGUUCUCGCGCCGCGCUGAGAGCUGCACCGCGCCGCCGCCAUGAGUGAGGCAGAGGUGAACCCCAAAGCUUACCCGCUGGCUGACGCGCAGCUCACCAAGACGCUGCUGGACCUCGUGCAACAGUCCUGCAACUACAAGCAGCUACGCAAAGGAGCCAACGAAGCCACCAAAACACUGAACCGAGGAAUAGCAGAGUUCAUUGUGAUGGCUGCUGAUGCUGAACCCUUGGAGAUCAUCCUGCACCUCCCUCUUCUCUGCGAGGACAAGAACGUUCCUUACGUGUUCGUGCGCUCCAAGCAGGCCUUGGGCCGGGCGUGUGGGGUUUCCAGGCCUGUCAUCGCCUGCUCCAUCACUAUCAAGGAGGGAUCGCAGCUAAAGCCUCAGAUCCAGUCUGUACAGCAAGCUAUAGAGAGACUGUUGGUCUGAGCGCCCAUGAGUUUGAGUGUGUGUGGAAUGGGUAAUGGUGAAGUCAGGGGGAAUUAAUGUCUAGCUUUAGUUGAUGACAUUAUAGUUUUGAUAUCAGUGUUCCAUUUCAAUAUUCAUAUUUUUGUUUAAUAGUGGCUUAAUUCUUAAAGUGUCUCUGCCUCUUUUCCCCUCCCUUUUUCUAUUAUUCCACUCCAACACCCAUUCUUGUUGUAUUACUUCUUGAAAAGUGAUAGUACAACUGUAUUUACUGCUUGACAUUUAAAAGAAAAAAAAAUCCCCUCCUAUCUCCACAUCUGCCUGCUCAGGGCUUUUAUAACCUACCCACUAGCUUCCUAAUACUUCAGCCUCUAACAGGUCUAUCUCUCUGUUUCAGAAUGGUUUACUCUAUGGGGGAAUAAGGUAUGUUGGUUCCGCAGCACAACGUGUGUAUUUGGGCUGCUGGAGUUGUUGCUUUGAAGUGAAGCAGCACAGACCAAGCAUAGGACUGUGGCUACUGUGUAGCAGCUGGUAGAGCCAGGAUCAGUACACAUAGCACAACCCUUCCUUCAGAUCAGGCAAGAGACUUCUCUAAGAGGUGUAUGGGGAGCUGAAAUCGUACGGCAGCGCGCAAGGGGAAAUCUCUAAUUUCACUUAUUUUUAAAUGCUGAUUUUUUUUUUUUUUAAGAAAAUAAAAUUACUGACGAAUCUAAAUACAGGAAUGUCCAGAAUUGUCAUUCCCUUGGGAAACCACUUGCUAACUGAAGUGUUCCUACUUGUGAAGCUGAACUGCUCAGAGAUCGCCUAAAGGCCAUCAUGGUGUAGUAGAUCAAUACUCCCUCAGUUUUCUUUGCAUGGAUUGCAACAGUGAUCUGCGAAGUUUGGGCUUCCUAAGACAUUUAAAUACAAAACUUAUUCUUGGGUAGAGAGCAGCUCGCUGUGUCUGAUAAGUACCACACAUCUGGCCAAUAACUGUAAAAAUUAUCUCAUGCUUUUAGAGAAGCUACUGCGCUAUAGUUACAUGGCAGAAGAUCAACCCUUUAAGUCAUGGCCUGGACAACAGUGGGAAAAGUGAUUUCUCAGAUAAAACGACCUGUGACUCAAGAAGAUGAUGCAUAAUUUCAUGAUCUUGAAAAGCAUGAAUGCACCACCAGCAUUCUGGAUCUGGAGUGGUUUCAUGGAGCUAGCUGUAGUUCAGUGCAUGUUGUGUUAUAAAUCCCAUUUCUGUUCUGAACAGAAAUGUAAACCUCUGCAUCGGAGUGGAUCAUACCAAAUUUGUCUUUUGCAGGAUGCCUGGACUUAACAGCUGGAAUCUUAUCCCCAGCAUUUUGUCUCCUUGUGUGGCUGCCCAGCUCAGCCGUGCCUCCCACCUUUCCGAGGCAGAAAGGAAAACUAAAGUGGAAAGACCAAUAGGUACAACAGCAGAAGGGAAAAUAAGUUGUGUAACAUUGUCACAGUGGUACCAACUGCAUACUUUUAUUAAGUAUAUCUCAAGCAGAUGAAAGCAGCUCACGCAAGACUUAAGACAAACUAUCUUUUUGUUAAGGGCUGAUAAAUUCAUCUUAGCAAGAAUAUUACUGUCGUGUAUACAAAGAUCUCAGAGCCCUGUUGUUUGUACAAAUUUUGGAAAGCCUGCUGUUCCAUCUACCAAUUCUGAUCACUGAGCUAGUCGUUUAAAACAACAGCUUGCCCCAUCUGUACUGUGCCAAGACAGCUUAUGUAACACAAAGAACAUACAAACCAGAAAUAAAGGAUUCUAGAGAAAAUAAA